AUGCCGCCUUCUGGGCAGUGUCUGCGCAUGCUGAUCGUGCCGUCGCUUCUGCGCAUCUCCACUCCCAGCCUCGACGCAGCCAACAAGGCUUGCGCUGACGUCUGUGCCCGCAGCAUCCAGGAUUAUGAUGAUGGGGCCAACAUAAAUCCAGGAGCCGUUUCUAGAGUCUCUGCACCAUGUGGUGCUCCUGCCGGGCGAGCAUUCGUUUCCAGCUGGUUUGGGUUGGGACCGCCAGUGCCUGCUGGAGGACCCGAGCGUGGGACUUUGUGCAACGCUUUUUCGAGCUCCACUGCCGCGAAGCGCAGGCGAUGUGCGGCAGUGGUGUACUAG
Messenger RNA from Prorocentrum cordatum, 330 nucleotides. The record is from the annotation of a GenBank genome assembly. Lineage: Eukaryota; Dinophyceae; Prorocentrales; Prorocentraceae.